Messenger RNA from Danio aesculapii, 1617 nucleotides. RefSeq names its product Ferritin light chain, oocyte isoform-like. The transcript has 3 exons. The record is from RefSeq and is a predicted model, not a curated record. Gene Ontology annotation, molecular function: ferrous iron binding; ferric iron binding. Gene Ontology annotation, cellular component: cytoplasm. NCBI's taxonomy places the organism in Eukaryota, Metazoa, Chordata, Actinopteri, Cypriniformes, Danionidae. Bases 238 to 846 code for a protein of 202 amino acids. Gene Ontology annotation, biological process: intracellular iron ion homeostasis; iron ion transport.
CCCACAUAAUACCGGAUGAACUUGACAGAAUGAACGGGAAACGCUCGCGUGUUUCAUCCUCCAAGAACUUUCAGCAACGUCAAAAGUUUCGUCAACUUUUAAAAAUUGCAACAUCUGUAUCACAUUUAUUUCUUCACAAUACGGAAAUGCGACAUAUUAUGUCAUGUGAGGAUAAACGAAACGUCUGAAUCCACCGAGGACACCGUCGUUCAGUACUGAUGUCCUUGCAGCGAAAAAAUGUCGGAACCGAGAGUUAAGCGAAUUAAAACUUGCCUUCCUCUUUGUAAAACACACGUAUCUUCUGCUGAGAGUCAGGUGAAACAGAAUUUCCCGAGAGUUGUGGAAGAAAGUCUGUGUGGAGUUUCCACUUUACUUAUGGAGGUCUCCUACAAACUGGAAGCGCUGGCCAGAAUUUUUGAGCAGAGUAAUUUGGCUUUACCCAGAGUGGCUGCGUAUUUUCAUCAGGAGUCAGUGAAAGAGCAAGAACGUGCCGAAGUGAUGCUAAAAUACAUGUCACAGCGAGGAGGAAAGUACUGCAAUAAGAACAUUAAGAGGCCUGGCACUGAACAGGUGUGUGCUGUUCUUCCUGCUCUGGAGAUCAUGCUUAACCAGUGGAAGGAGGAGAUGAGUGUCAUGCUGGAGAUUAAUCAUCUGGCUCAUGAGCACGACGAUCCACACACUGCCAGUGUAAUCAAAAGUCAGUUCAUUGAACCCCUCAUCCAAAAGGUCAAGCUCGUAGGCGACCUCUUGACCAACGCUCGCAGAGUGGGCUGCACCGAUGACAGCACUGCUGGCUUUGGCGAGUUCCUCAUCGACCAGCUACAAGAGAACCUGACGAUAGCUUAGACUUGUGUUCAUUUAGAAAGCAUUAUAUAUUGAAUGAACAGAUUGAGACAGAUUAUGUUAUUGGUCAAGUAAGUUGUCAAAUAAAUGUCUACCAUAUACAUUUUACCAUAUAUUUACAGAAGACUGAAGUGUAACGGUAGUUCAUACACCAUAACGUCUUGUCAUGUAUAUUUACAGCUGAAAUUAGUUGAUGACAUUAAAUUACUCCUUUAUGUCUUAAUGUGUGAUCACACUGACCCCAAUUAACUGUUAAUUUGCAAAUUUUAUAUGUUUUUGCCACUAUCCUUCAUCUCACUAUGCUUUACCCAAUUUUCACAAGAUGCAUUUUAGCAACAGUUAUUUGAAGGAGGUUCAUUAGAGGGAUAGUUCAUCUAAAAAAUUUUAUUUACUCACUUUUUACUCACCCUUAAGUGGUUAUAAACCUUUAUGGGUUUCUUUCUUUUGAUGAACACAAUUUUGUUGUACAAAUACUAUAGAAGUCAAUUGUUAAAGGUUUUAACUUUUUUCAAAAUAACAUUGUCUUCAAAAGAGAAAAGCUUUGGAACGUGAACUAUCCCUUUAAAAUAAAUACUUUAAUUUGUACUAAAGCUAUAUAAAAUAAUGUAUUAAAUUUUCAGUUGAUGUGCACACCAAAAUAGCGCAUCUUGUCUUUGACCUAUGUAACAAGUCACUCCAAAUGUAAAUACUAUUAAUAUAAAAUAAAUACUAUAAAUGUCAUUUUUAAUGCCAAUAAAAUGUGCCUUUUGUAAUUGAAAAUCAAAUAUGUUUGAA